Messenger RNA from Rhinocladiella mackenziei CBS 650.93, 2169 nucleotides. RefSeq lists its product as uncharacterized. The transcript has a single exon. Gene Ontology annotation, molecular function: RNA polymerase II cis-regulatory region sequence-specific DNA binding; zinc ion binding; DNA-binding transcription factor activity, RNA polymerase II-specific. Bases 1 to 2169 code for a protein of 722 amino acids. NCBI's taxonomy places the organism in Eukaryota, Fungi, Ascomycota, Eurotiomycetes, Chaetothyriales, Herpotrichiellaceae. The record is from RefSeq and is a predicted model, not a curated record. Gene Ontology annotation, cellular component: chromatin. Gene Ontology annotation, biological process: regulation of transcription by RNA polymerase II; DNA-templated transcription.
AUGUCAGGGAGGCAUGUCUGCACGGUGCAAGGAUGUGGAAAGACCUUCAAGCGUCCAGAACAUUUAAGUCGACAUCGCCUGAAUCGUAAGAGCUGGGACCCUCUCUCCAUAACGAAUAGCCCGAAAGAUGCUGAUGUCAAUUCAGAUCGGCCCAAGAAAAUUUACAACUGUGAGAUAUGCCAUAAAGACUUCGUCAGGCUCGAUCUCCUCCAAAGGCAUCAAAAACGCCAUGCACGUGGAAUGUCCUAUCGCAACUCGGGCGGCUACGUACCUGAUCCCCUAGCUUCUCGAUCUGGUCUUCCGCCAGCAGAUGCUCCCGAUCAAUCAUCGGAUAUCCCAGUCAAUGCGGACGAGGUGAUGACGCCGCCGCAGGAUAUUGCUCCUGGUCCUGUUCCAAUGGAGAGCCUGCAUUAUCCUGACUUCUUGCCAUUCUCCGAGAUGGAUUUCGGCCAUCACGUUAUCUUUGACUCAUCCGAUGGUGGACACGGUCUUGCUGAGGAUCUCGACUGGCUCUUUGGAAGUGUUCCUCUGACAGACGAUUUCAACACGGGACCUUCCUUGAGUAUCACCGUUCCCAACGACUUGUCCUCCGCCUCUCCCGUCAGUACGUUAUCACAACAACCUAGCACCGACACUCCGACGCACACGGUCGGCCCUUGGUCGGGUCUACGUGCCAGGCUACGGGCAGCUCUUCAUACCCUUCCCCCAGAAAUUCUCGAGGAUCAGUUUUUCGACCCGGUGAACCUCCGGUCCUUCUUCAACAUUUACUUUUCCAAUUACAACGCUCAUUUUCCGAUCCUGCAUCAAGCGUCAUUCUCGUUGCAAGAACCUUCACCUCUGCUGCUCUUGGCCGUCCUCACCCUGGGCGCCACCUUGUCACCGGACCCCGCCCAUUACCACGUCGCCGAACGAAUACACGAACAUCUGCGAUGGCUGAUUUUCAGUUCCGGCAGUUUCCAACCACCCGCUCCUCUUUGGUGUCUCCAAGCUUUACUCCUCGUUCAAGCAUACGAGAAGAUGUUUUCCACCCGGAGGCGUCAUGAAAUGGCCCAUAUAUUCCAUGGUGCAGUCAUCACUCUCAUGCGACGAGGGGGAUCUUAUUCGUCCGAUUGGACCGACCACUCCAGUCACGCGUCAUCGACCGAACGCGCCUGGCAUUUAUGGAUCGAACAGGAGUCCUUCAAGCGUGUCGCAUACUUUGCCUUUAUCAUGGAUGCCCAGCAUUCGUCCAUUUUCGGGCAUACAGCCGCACUCUCCGUCAGCGAUGUUCGCCUUCCCUUACCAUGUGCGGACGAGCUUUGGGACAGCCCGAGCCCUUCUCGCUGGAAGAGAACUCUUCUGACAACGCCGGAGGCUGCUCAAUUCUUGCCCACCUUACGCGCUCUGCUGUCACGCCGACCGAUCCCUUCCACCUGCAGUCCCUUUGCACGCUUUGUCCUCCUUCAUGGGUUGUUCAAUGUCACCAAACAUAUGCAGGCCCGCGAUCUGAUGGCUUCGGAUAUCGAGACGGGGAGAUCUUCGGAACACGGUGCCGAGUCGGCCCCGACCUCCACCAUCGGCGACGACAGCUGGAAAGAAAUCCUCGACCGCGCUAUUGACACGUGGUCUUUCUCACUUCUCUCUCAGGAACCUUCGCUGUGUCUCGAAGCCUCUAGGCCCCUCCAGCGCAUGGCUCAUGUCACCAUUUAUGUCAACCUGAUCGACUUCCACACGUUUGCGGGAGCACCGUCUCUCACCUGCAGCAGCACCACCAGAAAUGAAUAUACCAAAGCGAAAUCGAGAAUUCAGACCUGGUGCCAACACCCUACGGCGAAACGAACGCUCUCCCACUGCAUAUUGCUCAUCCAGGAGAUCAUGUUUACGAGGAGACGGUAUCGGGCAUCGGAAGACAAUAUAGCGUUGCGGCCAUGGUGUUUGUAUCACGCUACUCUCAUUGUGUGGGCUUUUGGCAUCUUAACAGAGGGCAAGUCAUCCGAAAGAAUCAGUGCUGAGGAAUACCUCGUUCAUAUGCUCAGCAGCUUGAUGGACCAGCAUGGUCCGUUGAAGGGAACGAACAGGACCCUUGGACUACUCGGUGUCGUCCAAGAAUCACUCUCCGAAUGUCGCUGGGAGCUGUUGCGAGAGGCAUGUACGACACUAGGAAAACUGAUUGACCUUUCCGCUGCCUGA